This is a messenger RNA of Gossypium arboreum, 1863 nucleotides long. RefSeq lists its product as uncharacterized. The record is from RefSeq and is a predicted model, not a curated record. NCBI's taxonomy places the organism in Eukaryota, Viridiplantae, Streptophyta, Magnoliopsida, Malvales, Malvaceae. Bases 349 to 1410 code for a protein of 353 amino acids. The transcript is spliced from 3 exons.
UAUCGAAUUUUGGAGCUUUUAAUUUUCUUCACUAGAAAAGAAAAGAAUCUAGGAAACGUCAUUUAUACUUUUCAAGCUUUGAACAGUUUCUUUUUUUUUUUUGAAAUUUGAUUUUUUCCCUUUUUUUAAAAAUGGAAGUAUUUUAAUCUUUAAAUAUACUUCCAAGUUCCUUCUUUUUUAUUGUCUUUUUUUUUAUAAAUUAAAUAUUGAAUUUGAUAAUUGUAGAUCUUAGAUAGAUCAAAGUCUACAAGUCCCAUGUGGGUAAAAUCAUGAGAAUUGGUAUCUUCAACUAACCCGUUUAUCUCGAUCUAAGAUUUCUUCAACUUUUUUUUUUCAUACAGUUUGCAAAUGGCAAAAGGAAGCAAAGGACGACGUAGAAGUGCUUUCAGGCAAUGCCGGCCAACCCCAUACUCAUUGUCCUCACAGCGCCCAGGGAUCUCUGGGGAUUUGUACCACAAAAAAUGUUCCAAACCUUUGGAUAAGAAAGAUUGGGAAGAUGUAACAUGUUCUGUUUGCAUGGAGUGCCCUCACAAUGCUGUUCUUCUUCUCUGUUCAUCUCAUGACAAGGGCUGCCGUCCCUACAUGUGUGGAACUAGCUUCCGAUAUUCAAAUUGCCUUGACCAGUACAAGAAGUUCUACACUAAAGUAGUCUCAUCCAGUCACGAAGAAUCUUUGCAUGGUUCCAUUGAUGAUCUGGUUCUAGCGCCAAGUGUUGAGAAGUGUGAAGUGACGGAACUUGCAUGUCCACUUUGCAGGGGUCAAGUGAAAGGAUGGACUGUGGUGGAACCUGCAAGGGAAUAUUUAAAUGCUAAAAAGAGAAGCUGCAUGCAGGAUGACUGUACCUUUGUUGGGACUUUUAAGGAACUAAGGAAACACAUGAAAGCCAAUCAUCCGUCUGCCAAGCCACGUGAAGUGGAUCCUACUCUUGAACAGAGAUGGAGAAGGCUUGAACGAGAGCGUGAAAGAGAGGACGUGAUAAGCACAAUAAGAUCAGCUAUGCCAGGGGCAAUGGUUUUUGGUGAUUACGUGAUAGAAGGAAAUCAUCGUGGUUUCGAGACAGAUGAAGAAGAUGGUCCCGACACAGAUCCUGCAGAUCGUAACGGAAAUUUUGAAGUUGGCUUAGAUAGUAAUGUCGUUAACUUCUUUCUUCUCCUGCAUGCAUUUGGUCCAUCAGGUAAUGACCUGAGUAGACGACCAAGGCAACCUACACACACACCUGACGAGGACACUGUUGGCAUUCACCACACCUCCCCCGUUGGGGAUCUCGGUUCCUCUGGUCAAGAUGACGACGAAGAUGAUGGCAGUGAUAUUUCUUUGGUUAGCCGCCUUCGCCGGCAUGGCAGACUUCUUUUGGGACGUUCAGGCCGAAGACGUAGACGAAGAGAAGGCACCACGGGUGGUCAAAUAUAGAUCAAAGUUAUACCCAUAGUGGGGGAAAACAGGAAAAAAAGGUAACACAUCUUCAUAGUGUUGGGCAAAAAUUAGGUAAAAAGAAAAACACAUAAAAAAGAAUUGACCUUGAAUUUGCAGCAAUUUACUUCUAAUUCAUUUUAGGGGGAAAAAAGAUACGUUUUCAAUUUGUUGUUGUGUAAUCAUUUGGGUGUGUUCAUAAUUCCUUUUCCCUUCUGUUAAUUGCAAAAAAAAAUGUAAUUUGUUCAGUUAACUUGUGUUAAUCAUCUGUCAUGUGUAUAUAUUGACUUUGUAUUGUUAAAAAUAAAACCUCAAGCCUUUUAAUAGGAUGAGGAUAUGCAGCGAAGACUAUGCACAGAUUGAAAAGUCUUCAUGCAAGUGAAACAUUAUUUGUAUUUUUGGGGCCAAGAAAAUUUGUGCUUAAUUGAUUCAAACAUACUGUUUGAUUGUUUA